Molecule: messenger RNA, 1489 nt
Organism: Oryctolagus cuniculus (rabbit)
Lineage: Eukaryota; Metazoa; Chordata; Mammalia; Lagomorpha; Leporidae
Gene: VMAC
Product: vimentin type intermediate filament associated coiled-coil protein
Source: RefSeq, a predicted model, not a curated record
GGGCGGGGUUUCAAGGGCGGUCUCGAGGACCGGCCCUGGCGGGGGCCGCAGCCAAUAGCGCCGCGACCCCGAGGGGCGUAGCUCUCGAGCGGGCGGGCCUUGUGCCGGUUCCGGGACGCCCGGGGGCGUGGCCGGGCCCGGACCGCGGCCGGGACCAUGUCGGCGCCGCCCGCGCUGCAGAUCCGCGAGGCGAACGCGCACCUGGCGGCCGUGCACCGGCGCGCGGCGGAGCUGGAGGCGCGGCUGGACGCGGCGGAGCGCACGGUGCGCGCCCAGGCCGAGCGCCUGGCCCGCCACGACCAGCAGCUGCGCGCCGCCCUGGAGGAACUGGGCAGCGCCAAAGACCGCGAGAUCGCCGCUCUGCGGGAGCAGCUGCUGACCGCCGAGGCCGCCGUGCACAGCCUGCAGGCCGCCGUGCGCCGGAGAGACGAGCUCAUCGGCCAGCUGCAGCCCCGGGCCGAGCUGCUGCAGGACAUCUGUCGGCGCCGGCCGCCGCUGGCCGCGCUGCUGGCCGCCCUGGCUGAGGCCGAGCGCCUGGGGCCCCUGCCGGCCGGCGGCCCUGCUGGGCCCGGCCCGCCCCUUGCCAACAGCGCCGGGGAGGAGCCGGCCGGCGGGCACCUGCAGCCUGCGGCGUUAGGGACCACGGUGUGAGCUCCGGGCGGGCGCAGGUUCCGGAGCGCGGGGAGGAGCCCAGGCGCGCGCCAGGGCCGACGGCUGACAGGCGGCUUCCAAGCGGGGCGCAGGGGCUCACCGCCAGGUUUGAUCUUACCUCUUCAUCCCAGACCGGAACUGGGAGCCUCAAAGCUCUGCCGUUUGACUGGUUCCUUUUCCUCCCGUCUCCAACCCCGACGGAAGAGCGGGCAGCCACGCGUUACCUCUCCCCGCUGGUGCCGGCCCCAGGGCUUUUGCACGGGGCCUUGUCCCUGAAGCCUCGCUGGCUGCUGCCUUCUCCCGCGCCUCACCUGGAGCCCGUUGCACUCCCCGCUGCAUUCCCUGUGGGCCUCUUUCAGGGUCGGAGCGUGAGCUCCACAUGGACAGUUUUUGUCUCGUCCUGCUCGUCACCAGUGCCUGUCACAGCCCGGGAACCCGGGCAGGCCCGGGGGUGGGGGUCCCUGGAGGGAGCCAGAGCCCCCCAGGACAUCCCACGAGGCGCCCUGGGCCAGCCUAGCGUUGCAGCCAGCACCCAGCCCCCUCGGGUAUCCCCUGGAGAGUCUAUUUUUUCAUUCCUGUUUCUACAACCGUCCCUCCUGGCCUUGCUCUGUGUCCCCCUGGGGGAAGGCCUUGUCACUCAGGGAGAAGUCACACCAGGAACUGCCCCAGGGAAGGGCAGUGGCCACCCCCGGCCUCGCGCCUGGCAUCCGGCAGCCAACCCUCAGUGCAGGAACAAUGGCCCGUUCUCCCCUCGUGAUGAAUGCGGCGGGGGCUGUGCGUGCGAAGGCCAGGCCGGCUGGCGCCUGUCCGUGCUCAGAAAUAAACCGAUGCCUUCUCA